This is a messenger RNA of Prunus mume (Japanese apricot), 1052 nucleotides long. The record is from RefSeq and is a predicted model, not a curated record. Lineage: Eukaryota; Viridiplantae; Streptophyta; Magnoliopsida; Rosales; Rosaceae.
AUGACAGAUGUUGCAUCCGCAUUGGAAUACCUUCAUCAUGAUCGUGGUCCGAAUCAUGUUGUCCAUUGUGAUGUGAAGCCAGGCAACAUACUACUUGAUGAUGAUAUGGUUGCACAUGUUGCUGAUUUUGGCAUUGCAAGACUCUUUGGUGAAGGAGAUUCUAUGACCCAAACCAUGACCCUUGCCACAAUUGGAGAUGUGUAUAGUUUCGGUAUUGUACUAAUGGAGACGUUCACAAGAAGGAAGCCAACUGGUGAAAUGUUUGUUGGGGAGAUGAAUUUAAAGCAAUGGAUUGCAAAUUCAUUACUUCCAGAUGCUGCAAUUGUUGAAGUUGUUGAUGCCGAUUUUUUGGGGGCAGAGGAACAUGGAAGGUUGAAUAUAAUGAUAGAUGUUGCGUCAGCAUUGGAAUACCUUCAUCAUGGUCAUGGUUAUUCAGAGCAAGUUGUCCACUGUGAUGGGAAGCCAAACAAUAUACUACUAGAUGAUGAUAUGGUUGCACAUGUUGCUGAUUUUGGCAUUGCAAGACUCUUAGGUGGGGGAGAUUCUAUGACCCAAAUCAUGACCCUAGCCACAAUUGGGUAUAUGGCUCCAGGGGGGGAUUUAAUACGGGAAAGUGGAAUACCAUAUACAAUUGUGAGGCCUUGUGCAUUAACUGAGGAGCCUGCCGGAGUAGAUCUCAUUUUUGACCAAGGAGACAAUAUAACGGGUAAGAUAUCAAGAGAGGAGGUUGUUCAGAUUUGUGUUGCUGCGUUGGAAAGCCCCUAUGCAUCUGGCAAGACAUUUGAGGUUAAAAGUGUUGUGCCAUUUAGUGACCGUCAAAAUCCAACCCCCGAGAAGGACUACAAUGUUUACUUUAAAACUUUGAAAGAUGGAAUUACAGGAAAGGAAAUCCUCGAACAAGAUCCUGUACCAGUGUAAUGUUUUGCAUACAUAGAGCUCUAAUUUCAACCUUAACUCUGUAAGUAUAAUGGAGCUUAAUAUACUUCCAUUUUCAUCUGAGAUAAUUCUCUCAGCAAUGAGUCAAUGACUAAUGAGAAGAAAAUCUGUCAACA